AUGUCGUGUUUAGUUGGAUGUUGUGCUUCUUUAACAUGCGGUCUGUGCACAUCGGCGGCAUCGACAAUCACAAAGAAAUCAGCUAGGCUCGGCUAUUGUGGUCUCUUUGGUCUCUCUUUGAUCGUCUCUUGGGUCCUCCGGGAAGUCGGAACUCCGCUUUUAAAGAAAAUCCCUUGGAUCAACUCUUCUGAUACUCUUUCUGACGAAUGGUUCCAAACGGAAGCUGUACUCCGUGUUAGCCUCGGAAAUUGCUUGUUUUUCACAAUACUUGCUCUUUUGAUGAUUGGUAUAAAGGAUCAAAAUGACAGGCGUGACGCCUGGCAUCAUGGUGGAUGGAUUUUUAAGAUUGUGAUGUGGGCUUUGCUUAUCAUCCUCAUGUUUUUCCUUCCAAAUCCAGUAUCAUCGGUUUAUGGAUUUAUAUCAAAACUUGGAGCAGGGUUCUUUUUACUAGUUCAAGUGAUCAUAUUAUUGGAUGCUACACAUUCAUGGAACGAUGCUUGGGUUGCCAAAGAUGAACAGAAGUGGUUCGUUGCUUUACUUGCAGUAUCAAUUACUUGCUAUAUUGCUGCAUUCACAAUUUCGGGACUACUGUUUAUUUGGUUCAAUCCCUCUGGCAAUGACUGUGGCCUUAAUGUCUUCUUUCUUGUCAUGACAAUGAUUCUUGCACUUUCAUUUGCCAUUAUUGCGCUACAUCCCAAGGUAAAUGGUAGCCUGUUGCCGGCUGCAGUAAUAUCAGUUUACUGUGCGUAUGUGUGUUACACUGGUCUCUCUGCUGAACCUCGAGAUUACGCCUGCAACGGUCUUCCCAAUAAAUCCAAAGCAGUCACCACAAGUACCCUUGUUCUCGGCAUGCUUACCACUGUUCUCUCGGUUCUAUAUUCAGCACUUCGUGCUGGUUCUUCCACAACCUUCCUAUCCCCUCCGUCUUCUCCAAGAGCAGGUGAUAGAGCAUCUCUUCUAGAUUCCGAAGAAUUGGAAGCAGGCAAGGGCAAGAAAGAAGCGGAAGCAAAACCCGUGAGUUACUCGUACACAUUUUUCCAUUUGAUAUUUGCAUUGGCAAGCAUGUAUUCGGCCAUGCUUUUAUCAGGCUGGAGCAGUUCAGAAAGCUCGGACCUCAUAGACGUUGGGUGGACAUCGGUUUGGGUUCGUAUCUGCACCGAGUGGGUAACCGCCGGGCUCUAUAUUUGGUCCCUCGUUGCUCCGCUCCUUUUCCCUGACCGAGAGUUCUAUUAGAUGUUUGUUUGUUGAUUUUUCGGUAUGUGGAUAUUGGGUUUUCAGUCAAUUUGUUAGCGUGUAAAAUGUAAAUAAAUAGAUGUUGGGUGGGAGAUGAUAGGUGCUCUAGUUCGGUGCCAACGAUCCAAUCUAUAUUCCUUGUGUUUGUGGUGAUCUAAACCUAUUAUCUAUUCUCA
Molecule: messenger RNA, 1409 nt
Organism: Cynara cardunculus var. scolymus (artichoke)
Lineage: Eukaryota; Viridiplantae; Streptophyta; Magnoliopsida; Asterales; Asteraceae
Product: serine incorporator 3
Exons: 6
Coding region: 1-1233 (410 amino acids)
Cellular component (GO): membrane
Source: RefSeq, a predicted model, not a curated record